This is a messenger RNA of Postia placenta MAD-698-R-SB12, 2401 nucleotides long. RefSeq lists its product as hypothetical. Gene Ontology annotation, molecular function: metalloaminopeptidase activity. The coding region runs from base 205 to 2007 and encodes 600 amino acids. NCBI's taxonomy places the organism in Eukaryota, Fungi, Basidiomycota, Agaricomycetes, Polyporales, Adustoporiaceae. The record is from RefSeq and is a predicted model, not a curated record. The transcript is spliced from 13 exons.
UCUCGAUCUAAUACCUACAAGUCGACCUCCACAGGCAGGUCGGUGCCCAGAUCUGGAGGGAGCGGGAGCAGACGGCCUCGUUUUAAUGCCGCAGACUCGGUCGAUACGCUUGUGGGCUCCGCUUAUGAGCGCAAGGUCAACGAUCUUGAUCCCAUUCCUGAGAGAUUCGACACUUCCGGCCGUCUAAACGCGUUGAGAGAACUAAUGAAGAAGGACGAUCUUGAUUAUUACGUCAUCCCGACGGAGGAUGCCCACGGCUCUGAGUACGUUGCUGUCAGUGACAAGCGACGAGAAUGGAUAUCUGGAUUCACCGGCUCUGCUGGUCAGGCUAUUGUUUCGAAGACCACAGCAUACAUGGUUGCGGACUCUCGCUACUGGGUGCAGGCUCGUACUGAGCUUGACGACAACUGGAAUCUCGUUCAGGCUGGUCAUGUCGACGGGCCCAAGGAUUGGAUCGAAUGGCUUACUGAACGGGCUCGGGAUGUUCGCGUCGGAAUUGACUCGCGAAUGGUCUCUCACCACACGGCGACAGUAUUGAAUCAAGCACUGAUUGGGAAGAAUUCCAAGCUUGUUUACCCGCCUCAGAAUCUCGUCGAUCUGAUAUGGGAUGGCAAGCCGUCGCGAUCCCGGGAACCCAUCUUCGUGCAGCCGCACCGCUUCACAGGCAUGGAGGCAAGCGCGAAGUUAGCAGAUUUACGGGCGUGGAUAAGUCGGCAGCCGCCCUCCAUGCAGGUUGCCACGCUGAUAUCUUCUCUUCCCAAUAUCGCCUGGCUCCUCAACUUGCGCGGCGAUGAUAUUCCUUUCAAUCCUGUGUUCCACUCGUAUCUAUUCGUCAGUCUGGAUGAGGCGAUUCUAUUUAUCGAGCCUGCAAAGGUGUCUGCUGAGGUAGACGAAUAUCUGCGUUCGAUCAGCGUCGAAAGGAAAGAGUACAACCAAAUCUGGAGCUUCUUGCGUCUCAAGCCAUGGGGCGAAGGGAAGGUUAUCAUAACACCCGAAACGUCCUACGCAAUAUCCCUCAUGUUGACGGGCUUCCGCUAUACCGUACUGCCAUCAGAAGUCGACAACAUGAAAGCCGUGAAGACCGACGUCGAACUUGCAGGAUUGCGCAACGCAUAUCGCAGGGAUGGUGCUGCCUUUGUGCGGUUCCUCGCAUGGAUCGAGGAGAAGAUUCAGACUGGCUUUGAGAUCACCGAGUACGAGGCCGCCUGGCGUCUCACGGAAUACCGACGUCAAGCGAAGAACUACAUGGGCCUUGCGUAUGAGAACAUCUCGGGCAGUGGUGCGAAUGCUGCUUUACCGCACUACACCCCUCGCAAGUCUACUGCACGGUUCAUCGAUCGAGAGACGCCAUAUCUGAAUGACUCAGGAGGACAAUACCUGGACGGCACAUGUGAUACCACGCGAACCGUGCACUUCGGCAGGCCUACUGAAGCCCAGUGCGAAGGCUUCACCAGAGUAUUGCAGGGCCAUAUUGCCAUUGAUAGCGCUAUCUUUCCUGAGGGAACAAGUGGCCAACAAUUGGAUGUGCUGGCACGGAGAGCCUUGUGGCAAGACGGGCUCAAUUAUGGGCAUGGAACUGGUCACGGAGUCGGCUCCUUCUUAACUGUCCAUGAAGGCCCACAGGGUUUCAGUUCAACUGUCCCACUCGUUCCUGGACACGUCGUGACGAACGAGCCUGGCUUCUACAAGGCUGGUGAAUGGGGUGUCAGAAUUGAGUCCGCUCUCAUCGUCAAGAGAGUCCGGACCAAGAACGAGUUCAACGGUCGGGUGUGGCUUGGAUUCGAACGGCUGACAUGUGUACCCAUCCAGACAAAGAUGGUCAAAGACGUGAUGCUAUCGAAGGAGGAGCGUCAGUGGCUCAAGACCCACAACAGACGCUGCCUCGAGGAGCUCGAGCCCCUUCUACAGGAGGACAAGCGCGCGCUCAGGUGGUUGCGCAGAGAGGCCGAGCGUGGUAUUGGCCUCGCGAAAUCUGGCCCUGGCGGAAUCGCCAUAGACUGGGAUUGAUGCCCACACGACCUGUUAUGUCUCAUGUUUCAUGUCUUCUCGCUGUUUGAUGUUUUGCUAAACUGUACUUUUUAGUUACAUUACCUUGACGAUGGGGUGUCGCAGGGCAUUCCCUAUAUCAUCACUGAAUCUUAUCCCAUUUCCCCAUUCUUAUGUAUGCUUCGCAUCGUGCAGCCUCCGAUAGACUUGGAUUUACUUAUUGCGCCCACAUCCGUGUGGCCAACCUUUUCUUCGUAACACAACUGCUGUUCUUACCGUGUACUAUUCACCCUCGAGUUGCUUUGCGCCAAUGCUGGCUUAUCUGUAUAGCUGGAACUGGAAUACAGUGUUGCUUUCGUUGUAGACAGAUCAGACAUUCGAGCAGCGAUGUCAACGAUGUCAACCAUCCAUAAGU